Cydia pomonella (codling moth) is the source of this 2741-nucleotide messenger RNA. RefSeq lists its product as uncharacterized. The record is from RefSeq and is a predicted model, not a curated record. Bases 296 to 1267 code for a protein of 323 amino acids. NCBI's taxonomy places the organism in Eukaryota, Metazoa, Arthropoda, Insecta, Lepidoptera, Tortricidae. The transcript has 5 exons.
AAACUCAGCGAUUACUUAUUUUAUUUUCAAAACACACAAAAAAUUAAAAUGUUAUUGUUAUUCGCACUCCCGGGCACGCACUUUCAUCUCGGUCACGCUUGCACUCAGUGUGAGUGAGAGAAGAACAUGAACUUAUCACCCUAAUCCUACUCUAAUACCUUAUGGUGGUAUUAUCCACUCGAGAUCACCUUUCUCCUAACGGCGGGGUCAGUAUCCUCGGAGGCUGCAGUGCCGCGGCGCCCUCGGACCGACGCGCGCGCAUCCACAUCGAGAUCCAUACAUUACGAUUGCAGCCAUGAUUCGUCAGGUGGCAAUUCUGGCCAUAAGUGUCCAGGUCAUCACAUUUAAUGUGGUGCACACAGCAAAACAACAAGUCCCACUCUCCGACUCCUACCUACCCGUCGCCAUGCAAGUCAUCGCUCACCUCACCGACCAAAUGGCUUUCGAGGCGCGUGACGAGCCCAAACCGACCACCAGUCGGCCGACGAAGACGACCAGUCGGCCGACUGGUCGACCGAUGACGACGGGCAAGCCGAUGACACCGAGACCGGACGCGGUGCAGCAAACAACACCAUACCACAAGCCCGGUAUCUACGCCCCCCUCGCGCCCCCCAAGCCCGACGACCGCACGUACCUCCUUCCCCCCAACCAAAACGCCCCAUACACCGUCAUCCAGCCACAGAAAACCAACACAAACGAGCCUCUUCUCUCUAUACAUGAAGAUGAAGUGAAGCCGCUUAUUGAACCGAGUCCAGAGUCGCAUCUUCUUCCACCGCAUUUUGCAGCUGAUGUUGAUAAAAUAUCACGUUCAGAUAGUCUGAUGCUUGAAGAUUGGGAAGAGAAUCUCCAGUAUUUAUCCCCAAGUGUGAGGGAGAUGAUUAAACUAGCGAAUGACCCUGAUGAUGAGAGAUUGAUUGAGGAUGUGAGGGCUGGGCCUCAAGGGAAUAAAGGAGGGUCGAAGCUGAGUGCUUCCAAUUUGAGGCUGCUGCUUUUGUAUGAUCUUCUGAGCAGGGAGGCGAAGAGGCAGAGGCUUUCAGAUUAUUAUGGUUUUUCUCCUGACGUUCUCCAAACCCUCUCCGAGUCCGCCAGCGGCGGUGCGCGCGCGCAGCUCCGCCUCGCCCUAUCCAAGAUGGUGGAACGCAAGGACUGUCAACAUGAAUACGCCAACAACAGGGCACGGGAAAUGGUCGACGAGUUGGCGAGAGACGAGUCCAAGCUGUCGAGUGAGAUACGGUAUCUGCAGCCGCUGGUGUAUAACAGGCUUUAGACAUUAAGACAAGUUAAGAUUAGUAGUUUUCAGAUAAAUAGGGAUUUUACAAGAAAUUUAAGCAAAUUUCUUUUAAAAAUUAGGUACAGAAGUUAGAAAGGAAGUGACGAACGACGUUGAUGACGAAGAAGAAGAAUAAGGUAGAAGUAUUUCACGUGAACAGAAUUAUAGAGAUAAGUUGUAGUUGUCAAUAAGUGAGAUGCGGUAUCUGAAGCCGCUGCUGGUAACAGCUGGUUUAGACGAAGCAAGUAAAGAUUAGUAGUUUAUGGAAAACGUGAUUAUUUUACAAGAAUCUGAUUUUACGGAACCUGGGGGCGAUUUUUGAAUUUCGAGCGCUCGAUUUCGUCACUCGAGAAUCUGUAGAAAAUGGCGAAAUGAUAUUUUUGAAGUAGGAGCGAUAGAAAUUGGGAAUCGAGUGGAAUUUACCACUCGUUUUCAAUUCUAUUAGUAGAAUUUAAAUGCCUAGUAGUGGAGAUAUUAUUAAAGGGAGUACGAAAUCGAGCGAUCGAAAUUCAAAAAUCGACCCCCUGGUCGGUAUUGAAAUUAUUAGUUUCCCACACUAACUUGUGGGAAUUUUCCGAAAUAUUUUCAUGUGGUUUUUAAAGUUUACAUUUUAUAAAGUUUCCAUUGGUAUAUCAGUAAUUGCAUUGUUUCAAUCUGCCCCGAUCGUGACCACGUCAAAAGUUUGGAAAAAAUUGCCAAUUUAAAAAUAAGUUAUGUCGUCUAAAUGAACUAGUGUAUAACAAACUUUAAAAAGAUGCGUAAUGAAUGGCGUAAGUAUUUUGUGCACCAUUUAACGUUCAGCCAAACGCAUCAUGAUAUAAUAUCUUGAACAAUUGACUUUCUCCUAUUGUUAUGAAAGGUUACCUUACCCGAUCUUAAUAUCUUUCCUAUUCCUAAAAAGUAAAUAUAGACAAUACUAUUGCGACCGUAGAAACCGUAAUAAUUAGUUAUAAGUAUUAAACAGAAGAUUUUGCAAAAUUAAACAUUAAAAUUGUUAUUCAAAUGCAUCUAGCUGUAGGUAUAUUAUUUUACAAUAUUUUAUUAAAAGGAAACUCAUUGAGAAACCCCUGAAUUCAAAAUCUAAGGGCAAACAAAUUUUGGUCUGUUUUAAAUCUUAAAUCUUAAUAAUAAAUGGUUGGAACAGGGUACCUACCAUGUAAAAUACGUAGAAUUCUUGUCGUAGAUUUUUGUAGCAUAUUUUAAAAUGUAUGAAGAAAACGAUAAAUAUAAUAAUUUUACUAUAGUUAAGUUUUAUUAUAAAAUACAAUGCAUUUAAGACUUCUAUUCAUAGUUAAGUAAAUAAUUAUUAAAGAAUAAGUUAUUUUUAGCACUCGUUAAAUAAACACAGAUUUUAUUACAACAUUAUCCGAUACUAGUAAUGUCUUUUGAACUUUUUUUUAACUGAUAAAGUCACAAAUAUAUGGCAGUUUUUACUUGAUGUACUACCAGUAAAUAAAUUAUGUAUCAAAAA